CGGCUAAAACUCUCUCGUUCCCACGCGCUUCCCCUCUCUCCCGCUCCCACUAAACCCUAGACCUCGCUGUCGCCGCCGCCACCCGCUUCCCCGCCGCUGCCUUCCUCCUCCCGACGAGCCGGUUUCCACGCGCUAGAUUCUUCGAGGGAGGUGUCGGGGGCAGCUGGCGAUGGGGGUGGAGCUGCGGCGCGACGACAUGGAGGCGGCGGCGGAGGCCAUCAGCGACUCCGAGGCGUUCCGGAUGGUCGAGCACGUGCUCCAGUCUGUGCGCAUGGAUCCUUUUCUAGUUGAUCUAAGGGACAAAGAUCAGUAUGAUAUCCUGCUAAGCAUUGUAGACUCAACCAAGAAAAGGAGUCCUGAUGAUGAAGCUUUGCUUGUGACAACUUUGAAGGCACUGUCAGAAGCAGUAUCCAAGAUUGACAUCAUGUACCACCAUGCACUUUUGCACAAUAUAUUUACCAUGUGCAUCUGGUACUUCCACAGAGACACAAGGGAUGCGCUUUUGGAUUUAAUCACCAGAUUGGCUGCUGUGGCUGAUCAGUAUCUCAGAGAAUGUUUGCAGAUGCUUGUGAACAACUUCACUCCACCUGGACCACUUGCGCCAUUCAUGGAGCAACCAAGAUGGCUUGCAAGGAAGAAAGAAAUCUAUUAUCAGUUGCAUGAGAGUUUGAAAAUGAUUUCUGACACUGUACCCUUAGCACCAAGGAUGUUAAAGGAUAUAAUCGAUAGGAGUAUGCCAAAAUUAUUUGAUAACAAAUCUAAGAUGGUAUCUUUUGUCGAGUGCAUGUUGGGUCUUGAUACUGACAGAAUGGGGGACCUUAUUGGAGCUUUAUUGCUGGCGAAAGUUGUGGAUCUACUUAUGGAAUUGGAUGUUAAUAUAACUUGGGAAGACAUUCUUCAAGAGGAACAUAACAAAGGUAUAUUUGACAUGGAGCUUGAAGAUUUGGACGAGGAUGAGGAUAACCUUGGCCAAGAAGGAACAAAGACCCUUUUUGGAGGAAAUGCCUGUGCCGAAAAACUUGACGGUUUAAUGGUUGUUGUGUGCGAGCACCUCAAGUCAUGCACAGAAAAUGGUCGCUUACCCAAGGAGUUUGAUAUUUUGAAGACUAUAUUUCGAGCAUCUGUGCUGAGGGUGCACAAAUCCAAAUUUGCCCAGUUUAUCAUGUUUUAUGCCUGUUCAUUGGAUCCUGAAAUCUGUGGUCUUGAGUUUGCUCUAUUUCUUACUGACAUUUUUACUAAGAAGGAGGAGGAUCCAAUAUGUCGGAUGUCUGCAGUUUCAUAUGUUGGAAGCUAUCUGUCCAGGGCAAGGUUCAUUUCUGCGGAUACAGUUGUUGGUGUACUCAAAAGGUUAGUGGACUGGUGCGUUGAUUAUUGUGACCUUCAGAAUAGCAGAGGGAUGACGACCAAGGCUGUAAAUCAUCAAAUAUUUUAUGCUAGCUGCCAGGCUGUGAUGUAUAUCCUUUGCUUUCGCUUGAGGUCCAUUAUGGACUACCCAAAUCUUAAAUUACAGCUUUUCCAAAUGCCGAUCGGGUAUAUCUUUACCCAUCCACUGGAGCCUUUAAAGGCAUGCUUGCCUUCAAUAGUAAACGAGUUCCUGAGACAGGCUAAGGCUGCAAGGCUGUUUAAUGCAUCUGUGGAUUCAAUGUUUGAAGAUACAAUUGAAUCUGAUUUAUCAAAGGCUUUUGGAGGACUUAAUAUACUUGACAUGUUCUUCCCCUUUGAUCCAUAUUUGCUGAAAGAAUCUGACAGAUACAUGCGUCCAAAUUUUGAGUUCUGGUCCAUGGCCAAGACAACAUACAACAACAACAGUGAUGAUGAUGAGCUUGGGGACCUUGACGCUCCUGAAAUGAAUGUGGGCAGCUUGGAUGAUCAUGUUGAGAUAGAUUUCAACAGUGAUGAUGACUUGGAAUAUUCGAUGAACAAGAUGUCCAUAACGCCGCACCGCUCUUUCUACCAUCCAAUGGCUACAAACAGUGAUACUGGCCUUAGCAUGCCUGCGAGGAUCAGGCCUUCAGUGAGCCCUCCAUCAUAGUGGGGGUUGUCGCAAGAAUGUUUGAGCGAACUUGUUCUUCACAUCAUGGACGAAACAGGCAGAUGCUGCGAGAUGCAUGUGCUGAGGGAGGCAACAGGGUAUGACUAUCAAACAUAUAUGGGAGCUUUCUUUGAUAGUUGGUAGUAGGGUUUAACAACCCAUUCUUUUGCAAUGUGUUCAGCCCAAGCAGGUUAUCUUUUGGGAUGAAAUGUAAAGUGCAGAUGUUUUGACAAAAAACGAGUGAAAAGUGGUUUGAGUUUGUAUACUAAAUUAUAGUAGGCAGCCGUUGGGGUCGGGAAUAUUUGAGUAAGACAAGCAUGUUUUGAUGUAGAAUGGUGCGUCGAAAGGUUCAUAUUGGGACACCAAAGAUCUAACGUGGGUGUUGUUUCUAUUAUGUAUCUUUAAUCAGAUGGAAUUACAUGUCACCAGCUGAAUAGAGUCGGCCCCUGUAUGCUUUUUGGAAACCGGAAUGGUUUUUAUACUGCCA
Phragmites australis (common reed) is the source of this 2519-nucleotide messenger RNA. RefSeq lists its product as uncharacterized. Bases 170 to 2032 code for a protein of 620 amino acids. The transcript has 16 exons. Lineage: Eukaryota; Viridiplantae; Streptophyta; Magnoliopsida; Poales; Poaceae. Gene Ontology annotation, biological process: transcription initiation at RNA polymerase I promoter. Gene Ontology annotation, molecular function: RNA polymerase I general transcription initiation factor activity; RNA polymerase I core binding. The record is from RefSeq and is a predicted model, not a curated record. Gene Ontology annotation, cellular component: nucleus.